Molecule: messenger RNA, 2466 nt
Organism: Thunnus maccoyii (southern bluefin tuna)
Lineage: Eukaryota; Metazoa; Chordata; Actinopteri; Scombriformes; Scombridae
Gene: mlh1
Product: mutL homolog 1, colon cancer, nonpolyposis type 2 (E. coli)
Exons: 19
Coding region: 165-2369 (734 amino acids)
Biological process (GO): mismatch repair
Cellular component (GO): MutLalpha complex
Molecular function (GO): mismatched DNA binding; ATP binding; ATP-dependent DNA damage sensor activity
Source: RefSeq, a predicted model, not a curated record
UCUUAUCUUUCUCUAUCUUUGAUCCCGUGCUUGCCCCGGUUUCUUAGCACUGGUUGUGAUGCUACAUUUUGGGUUGAAUAUACACCUUUUUGAGGUUUUUGUUUAUCUGUAGUUAUUUUGUGCAGUUUAACUACCCUGAAGCUGAACGGGCAACAUUGUGAAACAUGGCAGGAGUUAUCCGGAGGCUCGACGAGACUGUUGUCAACCGGAUUGCUGCAGGAGAAGUUAUCCAGCGUCCUGCCAAUGCCGUCAAGGAAAUGAUUGAAAACUGUCUGGAUGCCAAGUCCACCAGCAUCCAGGUGACGGUGAAAGACGGCGGGCUGAAGCUCCUCCAGAUUCAGGACAACGGCACCGGCAUCAGGAAAGAAGAUAUGGAAAUUGUUUGUGAACGCUUUACCACGAGCAAACUCCAGACUUUUGCGGACCUCUCGGCUAUUUCAACCUAUGGAUUCAGAGGAGAGGCCCUUGCUAGUAUAAGCCAUGUUGCUCAUGUGACCAUAACGACAAAGACAGCUGAUGCCAAGUGUGCCUACAGAGCCAACUACAGCGAUGGCAAACUAAAAGGCCCUCCUAAACCCUGUGCUGGAAACCAGGGAACACAAAUCCUCGUGGAGGACCUCUUUUAUAAUGUGUCCACCAGGAGGAAAGCUUUAAAAAGCCCCAGUGAUGAGUACUCCAGGAUUGUAGAGGUUGUCAGCAGGUACGCCAUACACAAUUCAGGGAAAAGCUUUUCUGUCAAGAAGCAAGGAGAGACUGUGGCAGACGUGAGGACUCUUCCCAACGCAUCUGUAGUAGAUAAUAUUCGAGGAGUUUUUGGCAAUGCAGUCAGCAGGGAGCUGAUCGAAGUUGGCUGUGAGGAUCUGAAGCUUGCUUAUAAGAUGAAAGGCUACAUCUCAAACGCAAACUACUCAGUCAAAAAAUGCCUGCUGAUCCUCUUCAUCAACCAUCGUCUGGUGGAGUCGAGUGCUUUGAAGAAAGCAAUCGAGACAGUUUACGCUGCAUACCUGCCUAAGAACACACAUCCUUUUCUUUAUCUCAGCUUAGAGAUUGCCCCACAGAAUGUAGAUGUGAACGUCCAUCCCACAAAACAUGAGGUGCAUUUCCUGCACGAAGACAGUGUCAUUGAGAGCAUUCAGAAGCACAUUGAGAGCAAACUGCUGGGCUCCAACUCCUCACGCACAUAUUUCACUCAGACGUUGCUGCCGGGCCUGUCAGUCUCAGGUGGCAGUGAGGUGAAGUCCUCCGGCACCACAGCAGAAUCCGGCGAGCGAGUCUACGCACAUCAGAUGGUGAGGACUGAUUGUCGCGCUCAGAAGCUGGAUGCCUUCCUCCAACCAAAAGAGAAGCCACCUCCUGACCCCGAACCAGCUGGUCCCGGAAGCAUGGAGGCUACGACCAAAACCGUAGAGCCACAUGAUGUAGAGAUGGACGAGACGGAUGACGCAGACCUGCUGCAGGCCCUGGAUGAGCAAGAGGCAGAGGUGCCAAAAGACGACAAAGAAAGCAGCGUCAGUACUCAUGACGUUCAAAGGAAGCGUCCCAGGAAAGAGGAGCAGCAGCAGGAAAAAGAAGAGGAGGACCAGACAGCUGCAGACACGUUCAAGAGACGAGUUAUCAAACUGAACAGCAUCAAAGACCUGAGAACUGAGAUCACAGAUAACACACACAAAGGACUUCAAGAAAUGCUGCAGAAUCAUUCAUUUGUGGGCUGCGUCAAUCCCCAGUGGACUCUGAUCCAGCAUCACACCAAACUGUACCUGCUCAACACCAGCAAACUCAGCCAGGAACUUUUCUACCAAAUACUGAUCUAUGACUUUGGGAACUUUGGUGUACUAAGACUAUCUACACCUGCUCCAAUUUAUGAGCUGGCCAUGUUGGCUCUGGACUCUGAGGAGAGCGGCUGGACAGAGGAGGAUGGACCUAAAGAAGGCUUGGCUCAGUACAUAGUGGACUUCCUGAAGAAGAAAGCUGAGAUGCUGGAGGACUACUUUUCCAUGGAGAUAGACCAGGAAGGAAAUCUGAUAGGACUGCCGUUGCUGCUUGAUAAGUACACUCCCAUCAUGGAGGGUCUUCCAAUGUUCAUCCUGCGCCUGGCCACUGAGGUGAACUGGGACAGUGAGAAGGAGUGCUUCAGAGACUUCUGUAAGGAGUGCAGCAUGUUCUACUCCAUCAGGAAGCAGUACAUCCUGGAGGCAGAGCCGGGGGAGGAGCAGGAUGCUGAGCUGAACUCAUGGCGUUGGAAAGUUGAGCAUGUCAUCUUCAAGGCUUUCCGAACUCUCUUCAGUCCUCCAAAGCACUUGAGCGAGGACGGCACCGUGCUGCAGAUAGCUAACUUACCUGACCUCUAUAAAGUGUUUGAGAGAUGCUGAAUCUAAAUGUCAAACUUGACUGAAAAAAAACCAUACAUGCUGCUCUUUUAUACUUGAUUUAUAUUGUGUUGUAAAUAAAAUCUUUGUAUGAAACGUU